AUGUAUGUGUCUGCAGUUGGGCGAGCGUCUGCACGAGUUGUAAAAGCAGCAAGGGAAGGUGUACUACUGAAAUCAGCGCUAUCACUUACACCUGAAGCAGUUGCACGUGUGAAAGAACUUUUAAAAAGGCAGCCUGAAAUGAAUGCUCUUAGGGUUGGCGUAAGACAGCGAGGUUGUAGUGGAUUAACGUAUACACUAGAUUAUGCCAAAGAAAAGGGGAAAUUCGACGAAGAAGUAAUACAGGACGGUGUCAAACUUUGGAUUGAUGCUAAAGCUCAGUUGACUUUGUUGGGCACUGAAAUGGAUUAUGUUAAAUCACCAUUAGCUUCUGAAUUUGUUUUUCGUAAUCCGAAUAUAAAAGGCACAUGUGGAUGCGGUGAAAGUUUCAGUAUUUAA
Dracunculus medinensis (Guinea worm) is the source of this 396-nucleotide messenger RNA. Lineage: Eukaryota; Metazoa; Nematoda; Chromadorea; Rhabditida; Dracunculidae. The record is from the annotation of a GenBank genome assembly.